AUGACGUGGCGUGCGCUGCUGCGAGAGGCGUGGGACAGAGCGGCGUUAAUGACCCAGUUCGCGUGCUGCUACCAUGUGUUCACUAACUACGUCAUGGAUGUCACCAUGGUACGUGAUGACGUCUCCAUGGGACGUGAUGAUGUCACUCUGUGCAUGGGUCCCAGCAUGCUGCCAACAUUGAAUGCAGCAGGGGACGUGGUCCUACUAGAGCACAUCACGCCCGCCCUGCAUGCCUUAAAGCCCGGCGAUAUUGUCGUCGCCAAGUCCCCCUCUAACCCGCGCAUGAUGGUGUGCAAGCGCGUGGUGGCAAUGGAGGGGCACGAGGUGCAUGCCAUGCCGCCUCCUCCCAGAGGAUUCAUGGGUGGGAGAGGCAAGCAUGCAGAAACACAUGCAGUGGUCCCACGAGGCCACGUAUGGUUGCAGGGAGACAACCUUUUUAACUCCACUGACUCUCGACACUAUGGCCUCGUGCCCCUGGCAUUAGUCAAGGGCAGGGUCUUCUACAGAGUAUGGCCUCCCAGGGAUUGUGGGCCAGUGCGCUAG
Closterium sp. Naga37s-1 is the source of this 543-nucleotide messenger RNA. Lineage: Eukaryota; Viridiplantae; Streptophyta; Zygnematophyceae; Desmidiales; Closteriaceae. The record is from the annotation of a GenBank genome assembly.